UAAUGACCAUCUUAAUUCCAACUCAAAGAAGCUAUUAAACAGAACCCGAUUAAUGGCGAAGGAGAAGGAAUAUAGACACGUUUGGGUCAAGCACGCUAAGAUACAUGUUCGGAAACACGAUGGUUCUGCUGUUCUUAUCAUAGCUAGUGAUGGCGAUUUAAACAGACUAAAAUAGAAUGUUAUGUUGUCUGUAAGAAGGUUUGCACCAUCGAUAUUUUAAUCAGUCGUGUUAACUUAACAAUAUCCAUUAAGUUUAUAACCUUUAUUGUUCCAAUUUUUUUGUUUUAUUUUUAUUAUUAUUUCAUGUCUUUGUAUUAUGUUAAAAUAAUUUCAAAAUUUAGAAAAGGGUUGAGCUUCCCUGCCUUUUGCCGCGGUAUGCUACUUGACCAUUUUUUAUAUACCUGGGUUCUUUGUGUCGCACUUGCAUAUCACAUUAUUCAAUAUGAAAUUAUUAAACGAAAUUUAAUUGUCUUGCUCGCACUUAUGUGGUUAAUGCGUGAAUUGAUCUAUUGCUUUCUCGUUCGCGUUGCUUAUUAUUUGUUCUUGGUUUAUUAUGUUCUACCCUUGAUUUUAUUUGGUUUGGAUUGUCGAUUGCUUGUUGUGUUCGUUUCAUUCAUUCACGGUGGUGUAACAUUGUACUUUGCUAUUGAUGCGGUUAUUAUGUCUUGCGUUAUUCCUAAUGGCCAAUGAUACUGCUAAAAAACUAUCUAUUUACUACCAGAAUAUACGCGGACUACGCACUAAAACCGAUGACUUCUAUCGUCAAUUAUGUGUUAAUUUGUACGACGUUGUUAUAUUGACGGAAACUUGGCUGGUGAAUGGAAUAUCUGACUCGGAGUUAUUUUGUGACCGUUAUAUUGUGUGGCGCCGUGAUCGAGAUUAUCAUCGUACGGGUCAAACUCGGGGAGGUGGUGUGCUGAUAGCAGUGAACAAGCUCAUAUCAGCAGUGCCCCAGCCGCUAUUUCAAUCCACUGCGGAGGAUCUUUGGGUUUCGGGGCUGGAGCCCAACCACAACCUCACACUCAACGCCUCAGCCAAAUGGCUGAUAGAAGCUUCCAAAGGCGUCCAGGACCCAGCAGUACUCCUAGAAAAGUUUUCCCAGAAUAAGAAAGUGGAUGACACGACGAGGGCAUUACUCCUCACAUUCUAUGGGAUUCUGGUAGUAAUUGGCGCAGUCGGCAAUGCACUCGUUGUUAUAUCCGUAGUAAGAAAACCAGUGAUGAGAACAGCCCGAAACAUGUUUAUCGUUAACCUGGCGGUCUCCGAUGCUCUGGUCUGUUGUGUCGGCACGCCUUUGACCUUGAUGGAACUUUUGACCAAACAUUGGCCACUGCCAGAUUGGCCGAGCCUCUGCAAGGCGUGUGGCGCGAUCCAAGCCAUAUCAAUAUUUGUGUCAACGAUAUCCAUUACAGCUAUUGCAUUGGACAGAUAUCAGCUGAUCGUGUACCCAACGAGACCAGGCCUUCAGACGAUGGGCGCCCUCGUCACAAUGUUCUGCAUCUGGGUGAUCGCUUUCACUCUCGCCUCACCUCUCUACAUCUUCCGGAGCCUCAAGACCCACUACCUCGGUCUCAUAGGCAUGGAUUCUCUCAGUUUCUGCAUAGAAGACUGGCACAUCAAAAACGGACGAGCCAUCUACUCUGGCUUCAGUCUUAUCUUCCAAUACCUACUCCCCGUCUUAGUCGUAGUUCUUGCACAUGUCCAAAUUCAUAGAAGACUUAGAGGAAGACGGCGGACCACGAGGAAAACUCCAGCCAUAUUAAUAGCCAUCGCCGUGACAUACGUCAUAAGCUGGCUGCCAUUAAACGUGUUCAAUCUCGUAGCAGACUUAAGUGCCGAGCCUUUUAUGGAGGAGAAAACGAUGACAAUAACAUACGCCGUCUGUCAUAUGUUCGGGAUGUCCAGUGCAGUAUCGAAUCCCUUACUGUACGGGUGGCUGAACGACAACUUCCGUAAAGAAUUUGAAGAAAUACUUUGUUGCUGUAAAAAGAGACAGCUGACCAAGAACACGAGGAUAAAGAGUCGGAAGAUGGACACGGAGCUGACGGCACUCGCGCAGUUGGAGCACACUGUCACCGCGAACACGAAGACGUCACAAUGCUCUCAGAUUUUCUGACUAAAGGCUUGUUGUAAAUAGCAGGAACCUAUAAGUGUUGAAAUGCAAAGCAUUUAAGAACUCUAGUGUCAAUUUAUUAAUCUUAACGGUGUACAAAGUUCCUUUAUGUUCGAGUUGUUAGUUGAUAAUUUCUCCUGUAAAUAUCUGUAGAUAUACUGUAUUAUUCUUACUUAAAAAAUAAUAUUGCACUAUACGUUUUCAUGAGCCCAAAACGUAGAGUACUAAUAUUUGAUACGAAGCCUUAUUUCGAUUGUGUAGUUAUAAGAAUUCUUUUUCUAUAAUAAAUCGUUAACGAAAAUAAAUAUAUUAUUCGGUC
Spodoptera litura is the source of this 2432-nucleotide messenger RNA. It is a transcript of the gene NPFR, whose product is annotated as Neuropeptide F receptor. Gene Ontology annotation, cellular component: membrane. The record is from RefSeq and is a predicted model, not a curated record. Gene Ontology annotation, molecular function: G protein-coupled receptor activity. Lineage: Eukaryota; Metazoa; Arthropoda; Insecta; Lepidoptera; Noctuidae. Gene Ontology annotation, biological process: G protein-coupled receptor signaling pathway.